Acipenser ruthenus (sterlet) is the source of this 1422-nucleotide messenger RNA. Its product is annotated as phospholipase A2 inhibitor and Ly6/PLAUR domain-containing protein-like. The transcript is spliced from 5 exons. The record is from RefSeq and is a predicted model, not a curated record. NCBI's taxonomy places the organism in Eukaryota, Metazoa, Chordata, Actinopteri, Acipenseriformes, Acipenseridae. The coding region runs from base 53 to 688 and encodes 211 amino acids.
ACCUGCUGAAUAAAUACGCCCAGCAGCGGGAUUUUAAAACCAUGAACCCCCAAUGGAACCGAUCCCGGCGUUUACCAUCCUCUGCGCGCUGUUGCAUAUAGUUUCUUCUCUCAAAUGCCUGACAUGUACUGCGGAGGACUGGGCCUCCUGCCUGGGGACUGAAACAACCUGCGAUGCCUCGGUGAGCUCCUGCGUUUCUGCCAUCAGUACAGUGCUCACAGGUGGCGGGAAACGUGUGACCAAAGUCUUCCGGUCGUGUUACCCCACUGCCCUCUGUGACAAGCCCGUCUCCUUCAACGUCACCACGUCAAGCGGGCACGUCAAUUUAAAAUGCUGCCAGACGGAUAGCUGCAACACUGAACACGUGACGGCAUCUGAAGACAGGCCGCUGGCUAAACUGGAGUGCUAUGGCAGCUUUGGAGUGAAACCAAAAUGCAGAUCGAAAGUAAAAUGCUCCGCCAGUGAAGACCACUGUCUCAAAAUAGGAACCGAAGGGCGGAGAGAGGAUGGCGUUAAGGGAUGCGUUUCGAAAAGCCUCUGUGACGUGGACUCCCCAGCGUCGCGGUUCAUCCAGGACUCCCUCACUGGGAGAAGAUUCUGCUGCAAAACCAAAGAUUGCAACAGCGCCCGGCCUCUAGAUCCGAGCUCCCUGCUCAUACUGAUUCCCCUCUCAGCCUUCUUCCUCUGAACCAUAGCGUGCCCUGCCACUCUGGCUCGAAAUGGCUUCAUCGAACCAAUUCAUUAAACCUCCAUCCAGACCCUGCAGUCGGUCAGCCUCUCACUGUACCUGUUAAACAAACCUGGAGUGGACUGACGGCCCUCCAGGAUCGUGAAUGACUGAUUAGACACCCCUGUUCUAAAUAAUACAACGCAGUCUUUUAUUAUGGUCUGAAACGGCAUUGCAAUGGUUCUGUACUGAGUUCUGUAUUGAGAAUUCAUAGACUUCAAUAUAAAUAAGUGAGUGUAGUUACCAAGGCAUCAAAAGCCUACCAUUGUAAUAAAUAAAUAAAUAAAUAAAUAAAUAAAUAAAAUCCCUAAAUAUUACUAGUUACGUCAUAUGCCCUGCAGGUUAGAUCAGCUAGUGUGUUCUAGUAGUAAUCGCCAGCGCCCUCUAGUGCACAGCGAGUGUACUGCAGCAUGAAAGACCUUAACGUGUUUUUUUUUUUCUAAGAACCGCACAGAAUUGUUACAAACGGUAUUACUACAGUAGAAGAUAAUGAGUGUGAAGCUACUGCAAUGCUUGUAAGUGUUGCAUAGAUCUAAUUUAAUCAAUUAAAACCCUCAUCCACACCGUGAAGUCGUUCAUGACCUCAUUUUACCUGUUAAACAAACAUGACGUGGACCGCGCCUCCAGGGCCGGGAUUGGACAAGAAGCCGGGUUUAUUAAUUAGCAUCGGUGCUUGGCUGCACUAAAACACACGC